UGAGGCGGCAGCAAUAAUAAUGCGCGGCUGCCGCUAGCAGCAGCAUUGCUGGAGCGCCUUCCCGGGCACCAUGCGAGCCUGCCCGUGAUCCUUGCCGCUCGCGGGCUGGAGGAAGGAGAGGCCCCCGCAGAGCCAGCGUCAUGCAUCCCGGGGCUCCUCUGCUCUCCUUGAUGCUGUGCGCCUUGGGGACGUUCUCCGGAGCUCGCUCUUGGCGGGCAGACGCCUUGCUGACGGAGAUGGAGCGAAGGGACGAGGAUCGCUUUGCGGAGCGGCAAAACACCGUCCCUUUCCGGCUGAUCUACAGCACGGACGAAGGCAACGAAACUCAGCACGACCUGCUCAACACCCGCAUCGGCAGCAGCUCGGAUGGGAAGCAGUCCACUCAUAUUGCCCGAGCCAGCUUCCAGGUUGAUGCUUUUGGAUCUUCCUUCAUCUUGGAUGUAGAAUUAAACCAUGAUUUACUGUCUUCAGACUACCUUGAGAGACAUAUUGAACAUGGAGGAAAGAAGGUGGAGGUUAAAGGAGGAGAACAUUGUUAUUACCAUGGCCACCUGCGAGGGAAUUCAGAAUCAUUUGUUGCCCUGUCAACAUGCCAUGGACUUCAUGGCAUGUUCUACGAUGGAAAUCACACAUAUCUUAUUGAACCAGAAGAAAACCACAUCUCACAUGAGGAAUUCCAUUUACACUCUGUUUACAAAUCCAGAUUAAUUGAGUUUCCUUUGGAUGAUCUUCCCUCUGAAUUCUGGCAUUUGAAUACCACAUCACAGAGAUUUGUUUUGAAACCAAGACACAGAAGAAGCAAAAGGCAGGUCCAUCAGAGCCCACAUAAGGUUGAAGAGGAAACAAAAUAUGUUGAACUAAUGAUAGUAAAUGAUCAUCUAAUGUUGAAAAAGCACCGAUUAUCGGUUGGCCACACAAACAGCUUUGCUAAAUCAGUAGUGAACAUGGCAGAUUUAAUUUAUAAAGAACAACUCAACACCAGGAUAGUACUGGUUGCUAUGGAAACCUGGGGUACUGAUAACAAGUUCACCAUAUCUGAAAACCCACUGGUGACUCUGCGUGCAUUUAUGAAAUACAGGAGGGAUUUUAUCAAGGAGAGAAGUGAUGCAGUUCAUCUUUUUUCAGGGAGUCAGUUUCAAAGCAGUCGCAGUGGGGCAGCUUACAUUGGUGGAAUUUGCUCAUUAAUGAAAGGUGGAGGUGUGAAUGAAUUUGGAAAACCUGAUUUAAUGUCAGUUACUCUGGCACAGUCCUUAGCUCACAAUCUUGGUAUUUUCUCAGACAAAAGAAAACUGCAGAGUGGUGAGUGUAAAUGUGAAGAUACAUGGUCUGGAUGCAUAAUGGGAGACACUGGCUACUAUCUUCCAACCAAGUUCUCCAAAUGUGAUGUUGAGGAGUAUCAUGAUUUUUUGAAUAACGGAGGUGGAGCCUGUCUUUUCAAUAAACCUUCUAAGCUUCUUGAUCCUCCAGAAUGUGGCAAUGGUUUUGUUGAAGCCGGCGAAGAGUGUGACUGUGGUACUCUUGCAGAAUGUACCGUGGAAGGGAGUGAUUGCUGUAACUCCUGCUCUCUAACUGCUUCCUCCCAGUGCAGUAAUGGUCUGUGUUGUAAGAAAUGUCAGUUUGAAGCAAAGGGAGUUGUGUGCAGGGAAGCAGUAAAUGAUUGUGAUAUUCCAGAGAGCUGUACAGGAUCUUCAAAUCAGUGUUCUCCAAAUCUCCACAAAAUGGAUGGGUAUUCAUGUGAUGACAAACAGGGCAUUUGUUUUGGAGGACGAUGCAAAACAAGAGACAGACAGUGCAAAUAUAUUUGGGGAGAAAAAGCGACAGCUGCUGAUAAAUAUUGCUAUGAUAGACUGAAUAUAGAAGGGACUGAGAAAGGUAACUGUGGCAGAGACAAAGAUACUUGGAUACAGUGUGAAAAUCAGGAUGUGCUUUGCGGCUAUCUUCUGUGCUCCAACAUUGUCUCUAACACCCCAAGACUUGGGGAACUUGAAGGUGAAAUCACUUCAUCUUCGUUCCAAACUCAGGGGAAAUCCUAUAACUGCAGUGGCGGUCACGUUAAGCUAGAGGAAGAUGCAGACCUUGGCUAUGUAGAAGAUGGGACACCGUGCGGUCCUGAAAGGAUAUGUUGGGAACAUAAAUGUCUUACUGUGGAUUCCUUUAACUUCAGCUCCUGCCCAGGAAGUAUAGGAGGCAACAUUUGUUCAGGACAUGGAGUUUGCAGUAAUGAAAUACAGUGUGUCUGUGAUCCGUUAUGGACGGGUGAAGAUUGUAACACCACCCUCUUACAAGAAAGAAGCAGCAAUAUUACCAGUCCAGGUGUGGCGGCUAGCACAAAUAUUAUUAUAGGUGCCAUUGCUGGUACCAUUUUGGUACUGGCUCUCAUUCUGUGCAUAACCGCUUGGGGUUACAAGUCAAACGGAUUAUCUCAUUCAUGGAGUGAAAGAAUCCAAGAUGCAAAGAACCUUUCGGACAUCUGUCAAAAUGGGAGACCAAGGAGUAACUCAUGGCAAGGUAAUAUAGGAGGAAACAAAAAGAAAGUCAAAGGCAAAAGAUUUAGACCACGGUCCAAUUCAACUGAGACUCUUUCUCCUGCAAAGUCCCCAUCAUCAUCUACUGGCUCCAUUGCCUCCAGCAGAAAAUACCCAUACCCCAUGCCUCCACUUCCUGAUGAGGAGAAAAAAGCCAACAGAGCAAGUGCCAGGCUAUGGGAGACUUCCAUUUAGUUCCAAUGUCUACCUGAGCUGAUGCCAGAACUGUUUACUUCAGAUUUUAUACAAACUCAGCAUCACUGAGUCACUGAACAUUCAUCUGCUUAUUGGACAUUUUGACAGAACAGAGAGGUACAUCGGCAUGGAGGAAACAAGUUCUUCUUCUGAUGGAAUAGUCAAUUUUCUGCAGCUGACUAGAAUUUUGUUAAUGACACGUGUAAGAACAACCAAACCAUAGAAAAAAUAUUAACAUGGGAGACUGAAUAUGAUGUUAUUUUGCACGAUGACAGAUAAUAUGUAGACAUGCUGCUAAAACCAAUUGGAGUCUCAGCUGUGGGUUUUCUCUGGUCUAAUAUAGUCCCAAAUAACUUUAAAAACAGAAUUCAGAAUUUGGUAUGUAAACAUUUAUGCUAUGUGCAUGAAUCCCUCUGUUCUCCACUUUCCAUGUGUAAAGGGUUAGUCAUUAUAUCUUAGUAGAAUUAGCAUGCAGGAAUAUGAAAUGGAGGACUUUUCAACAGGUGGAGUCUAAAGCUAUGAGACGCAAACAUUUGACAUAAGCAUCCAAAAACAAGUGACUUUUUUACCUUUUGUGAUUAUAUUCUCGGUACAAGAAACACAUAUAUGUGUACAAAGUUGUAAAAUAUCAACAGAGCAAUCAUAUAAUGUGGUGUUUGUUUGAAAAAUAGUCAUCAUGACUGAAUAUCAUCACACACUUCAAAGAUCUGUUGGAAAUAAGCAAUUCUAAAAAUACUGUGGUUGGGAUACCGGCACACUGUCUCUCAGAACAAGCUCUGGACCAAAAUCUAUGAAGUUUAGUCAAACUCUGGGGAUGGGACAAUCCAGCCAUUGUCCAACCAAAGUUAAGCACAUUUUUGUCCCAUUGAUUUAAAUGGGAGAACAUUAAGUAAAUGUUUAAUUCUUCCCUGACUCCCAGAGAAUAUUUUUAAUUCUUCGGGAUAGCACUUCUCCUUUGGAACUUUUGCCUUAACACCUCUGAGGGCUGGACCUUCCUGCUCUUCCAGACAGGUCUGGCAACACAUGAAUUAGGCAAUAAAAGGUAACGAUGCUGAAAAAUGUGUCAGAAACUUAAAAAUCGCAACGUGAACAUUGUGAAAGAGAAUGGAUCAUAGGACACCCUCAUAUUUCCCUGCCUACCUCAUCCAUACAUAUGGUGAGUCAGAAGACUUAAGAUGCACUGGUACCCUUCAAAUGGGGGGGAAUGCCCUGGGAGGGUACUGGAGCCCAGAAAUUCAUGGUAAGAAAUUUACCCAAUCUCCUUUGACUCUCUGGUAUCAUUCUCAACCCUUUAGGAAUCAUAAAACUACUUUAUCUCAAAGUAGGCUUCUAGUUGCUUAUGGUAUCUAUAUCCUCUGCAACACUACCAUUCCCAAGGGCAGAACAUUUUGCUAUUUGGUAAACAAGUGGGCUUCAGCCCAUGUUGCACAUUCAGCCCAGUGGAGGCCAACAAUACUCCAGCCGAAUCCCUCUCCUGUUGCCUGGGAAUGGGAAGGCUAGUCUAGGUCCCAGAAGGAAGGUGACAAUGUUAGGAGUUCUAGUGACAAAUGUCAUUUAAGGGACACGAAGUAGUGUGACUUGGUUGACUUCCAUUUCCUACCAAAGAAGGCCACUAGGAGUGAGGGGCACAGUGUCACAACUUGAGGAUGGCAACAUCACAAGUAAUAUUGCCCCUCGGAGGAAGCAAGCCUUUGAUCAAGUGAGUCCUAGAAAAUGUCAAAGAGGUCAGGUUCUGGAAUCAGCAGCUAGAUUUCUGCUGGUUUUAAAUCUUUGCAUUUAUAGACCUUAUUACAUUGUAUCUGCCUUGAAUCUCAGUAAGAAAGGUGGACUAUAAAUAAUGUAAAUAAAUAAAUGAGAGGAGGACAGUAAGUUCUCAGUUUUAGAGGGCCUUGUUAUGAAGUCCCAGGCAUGAAGCAUUGCUUCCCUAGAGUGCUUGCCAGAUGCUAAGUCAGAAGGUGGGUCUUGUAAUACUGGGUAGGUGGCACCUCUGGAUGAUACCUCUGGUUUAACCUGGACUUCCUGGAGGUACAGGAGGCAACGGUGGAACCUAGCUUGUGAGACUCCUGGUUCAAUACCCUGAAAUGUUAGCAGUAAUUUUCUCUGCUUCUCUGAGAUUAAUAGUAAGUGAACCCAACCAAACUUCCUUUUGUUGUCAAAGUCACUUGAAGCAAGAGAUGCUGACUAUACACCACCAGUUGCAGGGGAACCACCUUUUAGUCUAUCCUAGUCAAUGUACAAAAAAUCUAAUAAGGGAAGAAAGAUGCAGAAAUAUUUGUGCUCACAGUAUAGAUCCAGCACUAAUAUAAAUGGUUUAGGACACUAGAAGCCAUUUGUGAAAGAAAUUCACCUUCCCUUCCUCUUCUCUGACCUUACUCUGUUUGGUGCCCUAACAAGAAGAUACUUGUACUUAGGAAAAACUGUGGGAUUAUCCCACAGCAAAGGAGCCAGAUUUUCUGGGAUUAUUGAUUCUUUGAGAUUGUUAUUACUUUGAGUUUCCUCCAGCGCACCCAAAGAUCAUUCUCCCCACAACUGAAUUGGAUGAGAUCUGGGUAAAACCAGGCUUCUGCCUAACCAUACACGUAUAGGAAGUGGGGAGGGGGGAACACGGGUGUCCUUCUGCCCUAAUCCUCCUAUUCCAAGAGGAGGUGCUAACCCAAAAGAGAAAUUUCAUUCUCUCUUCCAUUGAACUCGAUGAGUCUUUAAAUGUGGUAUGUUCUGGCUGCAUCAUUCCUUGUCUUACACAAAACAAUUUUAACUCUGCUGCCUGGAAAAAAAAGAGUGGUGAUGAUCAGAAUGGUAAAUUUGCUGUAUAUAUUACAUAUUCAUUUUACAAAGUUCAGCUAUAUGCCAUUUAUCCUAUAUGAUGAUAUAAUACUUUGUAGAUAGCACCAUUUUGAUCAAACUGGAAAUGCCAUCUGAAUGGUUUGAUAAAAUUGCCAUAGACUAUUAAUCUAAGUGGAUGGUAUGUUAUGUAAAAAGUCUUUUUUCAGACAUCUAGUAAUAACAUACACAGAUGGUUCUCCAUUUCUAGUUAAACAACAAGCAGAAUUGUGUACCACAUGCAUCUUCAUAAUGUUGUGCAAUCACCAGUUGUAAACUGAUAAUGGGUAUGAACUGGUAUAUUUCGUAUCUGAAAAGAUGCAGAACCCUUUCACUUGGUUUUUGAAAACAUAUGAAACUCAAUGAAGGCAGCAUAAUACUGCCAGUAUAAAUCCUUAUAUUUAAGUAAAAGGUAAAGGUGCAAGCACUGAGUCAUUACUGACCCGUGGGGGGACGUUGCGUCACGACGUUUUUUUGGCAGACUUUUACAGGGUGGUUUGCCAUUGCCUUCCCCAGUCAUCUACACUUUACCCCCAGAAAGCUGGGUACUCAUUUUACUGACCUCAGAAGGAUGGAAGGCUGAGUCAACCUUGAGCCAGCUACCUGAACCCGGCUUCCGCCAAGAUCGAACUCGGGUUGUGAGCAGAGCUUGGGCUGCAGUACUGCAGUUUACCACCCUGUGCCAUGGGGCUCCUUUACCUAAAUUUAAGUAAUAAUGUUAAAAUACCAGGCAACUGUGAUAUAAAAUUGAAGAAAAUAGCUAAAAGGAAAAGAGGAAGAAUCUUAAAAGAUUUUUACUGCCUUGGGAUUUUUUGUUGUUUAGAUGGCAUUAAAACACCAUUAAUUUUUUUUUUGCUGUAAAAAUGGUUCCAAUCAAUUUUACUGUGGUAAUCUUGAAAAGUGUGUUCCAGAUUUAUGCAAGAUGAAAUGAUAGGAAUAAGCACCUUAUUGUAACUGUGGUAGAAAAUUGUCUUCUCAAGAUACAUGCUUUGCAAGGUUUAUGUAUGGCGCUUUGCAGCUGCACAAUUUUCAUUGCAAACUUGCUGAAAUGAGAGAGAUGCAUGCUUCCUUUUAAUUGUGAAGGGUUCCACUAUAGUGCUUCCUAGAUACAACUAGGAAAGAGAUCUAGGGAAAAUAUUCCCUUGCAGGGAUUAGGAUAAAAUGGCAAAAGGGGCUAUAUGGAAAGGAACUGAUGGGACUUCCCCCUGGCUGCUGAAGAACAAAAUCAGUCAAAAGCCUACUCAAGGCAAGAACAUCAGCCAUUUUAUAACAUUUGAAUGGGUUCAUAAGUGGUAUUUCAGAAUUUCCUACCUCUUUUAUGUGAUUCCUUUGGUAGGUACGUUCCCUCUUGUUGCCUCCGUUCAUGUAACUGAGUUUGUUUUAAGAAAUUCCAUUUAUUUGAGCAUGUUCAUUCUAGGAGAAGAUAAGAUACUUCUAAGAAUGUCCCUAAUUGUAAAAUAUGUAAGACUUAUAAAAUACUAUAUUUAUAAGACUUCACAAGGUUAUAUUUAUACAAUUUUGGCCUUGCAGCCAUAAAUAUCCCUAUAAGAGGCAUAACACUUUGGUAAGUAUUUUUCAUUUGUAACAAAUAUGAAAUAUCUCAAAGUAGAAAUCCAUGAGAAGUGUCUAAGAGGUUGUUGAUUAUAUAUAAGAGAUUAGUUUUGGAAAUAUUUGCCAGGGAUUGGACAAUGGAAGCUGGGGAAUUCUGUUGAAGUCAUGGUUGCCUUUCUGUAAGUUUUCUAUAGUUUCAUUGGAUGUGUGGAAUCCAUUUCUAGACCAUUUCCCAGUAAGUUCAAGAGUAUUUAAUGGCCAGUGAUACGCUAAUUCUGGAGAACAACCUUCUUAUACACUAGUUUUUUAUAGUCCUCCCUUGCUGAAGUAUUUAGAUGUUUAUCAUGUGCCUUUUUCAAUGCUUUGGUUUGAUAAAACCCAUCUGCCACUUGAAACAGUUUGGUGAUACUUUCUGUGUCCUCCUUCCUUCAUCUUGUUUUCAGAUGAAGUGCAAAGAUUUUUUGAGGGACAGACAGCUGAAUGUAACGUAGUGGGCAUUGAGGCAAGUCAUUGCUGAGAAAACAUCUUUCUUUAGAAAUAAUGGCGUGCAUUGUGCUCACCACUUUCAUCGUCUUCCAUUCAUCUCAUUAAUGUGUAAACUUAGAAUUGACCAUUCUUGGAUGAUUGCUAAUAUUUGUAAAUAUUCAGCCACUUGGUAAUUUCAUUGUAAAGCUAAAUAAUAAUUUUAAUAAAUUUUGGCUUUUA
This is a messenger RNA of Eublepharis macularius, 7796 nucleotides long. It is a transcript of the gene ADAM22, whose product is annotated as ADAM metallopeptidase domain 22. Lineage: Eukaryota; Metazoa; Chordata; Lepidosauria; Squamata; Eublepharidae. Gene Ontology annotation, biological process: proteolysis. Bases 141 to 2720 code for a protein of 859 amino acids. The transcript has 29 exons. The record is from RefSeq and is a predicted model, not a curated record. Gene Ontology annotation, molecular function: metalloendopeptidase activity. Gene Ontology annotation, cellular component: postsynaptic density membrane.